AUGUUUUUACUCAAUCUUCCCCCAGGAUUGACCCUUCUCAUCUCCAAUCUCCUAUGGCCAAGAGACCUCAACUCUCCGGCUUGGACAUCUCGCGACUUCGCAUUCUUCUUCGACCCACUCCUCCAAGACCGCGCUCUGGUCGACCCGAACCCCGUCCUAGUCUGGGCUGCCAGAAACGGGCGUAGAGAGACAAUCCACAAGAUCCAGUCAUUCACGCAGCAUAAACAGGCCAAAAUCGACAGUGUAUUGAAGGCUCGCCUGGUGAUGGUUGUUACUCUGCAUGCACAGGUCGACCUUUUGGAUUAUCUUGUCGGCACUCUCGGGGCCGACCUCUCUGCUAGACUUCCCGUGUACACCACCAAGUAUUCUCAUCCUUCACUAAGCGGUGCCAUAUACGCCACGCCAACAACAGCACUCCAUGCAGCCGCAUUGGGACAGAAUGAAGCCGUAGCGCGGAGGCUGAUCGAACUCGGUGCAGAUGUCAACGCUGUUGACAAAAACGGUGCCUCUCCUUUGACCUAUGCCGCCGACAAUCCAACAGGAACACCAGCAGCGAGUCCGUUGCACCGGGCCGCGUACCGCGGGAACAUAGAAGCCAUAAAACUGCUCUUGGCCUAUGGUGCGGAUGUCGCGGCGCGCAGCUCCUAUAACUUUCUCCCGUGGCAUCAUGCGGCAGAGCGUGGCCAUUACGAAGCGGUCGUCUUGCUGGUCGAGGGAGGGAGCGAUGUCAACGCCAGGAUUGUUAUUGGGUGGAGGCCUCUUGAUAUAGCUGGGAACAGGAAUGGCGGCGAUACGAUCCUAUUCUUGGGCAUUACCGGCAUGUUCGCCCAGCGUGGUAUUUCAGGGAAGGAGCUGGACGGUCACAAGCUCAGGGAUCUCAAAGUCGGCGAUGCAACCAGAUAUUGA
Molecule: messenger RNA, 906 nt
Organism: Aspergillus lentulus
Lineage: Eukaryota; Fungi; Ascomycota; Eurotiomycetes; Eurotiales; Aspergillaceae
Source: RefSeq, a predicted model, not a curated record